AUGGCGGAAGACAGGUGUGAGGAGAUACUUAAGAGGGUUGACAUAAAUCAUAAGGAUAAUGAAGGAGGAAAGAAAGGCCCCGUGAUCUUACAGGAAGCUUCAAAGUUGAAGGAUCACGGUAAAAAUCUUUUGACUGCUGCCAAAGAUGCUAAGCAGAAAGUUGAGCAGAGAGUCAAGGAUGCCUUGGACGCUGUGAAGGCCAUGGACUCCGAUCUCAGGAAGGAUUUGUUUGACGUUAAGGGAAAGAUCAAGGAAGGGAUUACUAAAGUUAUUAACGAAUUAAAAGUUGGUGAUUUGGGUGAGGAAGUGCAAAAGGAUUUGAAGAAAUUGAGGGAGAAGAUUGUUAAGCUUAGUGAAAACAAUAAGGCCGAAGGUCUUGUAAGAGGGCAGUUGAAAGCUCUUGAUCAGGAAACUCAGAAUGUUAAGCAGAGGAUUAACAAAAUUAAGAGUGAGACGGAUAAGCAGCUUGAGGAUAAAUUUAGGACGAAGAUCAAGGAGCCGCUUGACGUUAAAGUCAAAGCAGUCGAAGAAGCGAUUGCGAAGGUUUACGAGAGAUUUAAUUCACAAGACGGUAGUGUAUCAUCGGAGAAUAAAAAGAAACUUCAAAAGAUUUUCGAGCAUAUUAGAGGACAGGUUGCAGAUAUUAAGGGGAUGAAAGGUGGUAAAACUGGUCUGGAUGGGAUUGUCGCAAACGUAAACGGUCUUUAUGACGCAUUUGUUGACAGCAACAACAGCGGGGUUGACGAUAGAGUUGACGGAUGGCUUGGAAAUAUUUUGGGGAUCAAUGAGAAUCAGCGAGGGACACAGACUGAUGGGAUGAAGGCUGUGACGUCUUGGAUUAAUGUGUAUAAUGGCAAUGCUAGGAAGCUUGAAGACGCUUUGAAAAUUGUUAAGGAUCAAAUUAAGAACGCGCUUAGCAUCCAAAUUAAAGCAGGUCAGAGGCAGAUAACACGAGCAGACACAGAAGAUAACAUUGUCAAAAAUCUUACGAAGGUCAAAGAGGCUUGCCGAGCAUUUGCCGAUGAACUUGAUAAGCAGCUGACGAAAGAAGGAAUUGAACAAUUUGUGAAACCAAUAGUCGAGGGCGUUCAACGUUUGUCAGGAGGGCAUACUCGGUCGAGUGGUAAUGCCGAACAUCUCAAAACCGCCAUUAGAGCCGCACUCAUUGCACUCUGUAGUUGCGUCAGGCAGGUGGCCGCGGAAGUACAGUUCUUAGGCAUAAGCAUGUUUGGCGAAAAGAUAGACGCUAUAAAGCAGACUGCUGAUGGACUUCACACGAAUCUUACCCAUGCGACUAAAUCCACCGAAUCCAGUGAUGCAAAUCCCGACCCUGGCACAGCCCAAGCCGUGGACAAGGCGAUUGACCAAGUGAGGGAGGGUGUUAAGGGGCUUGACGGUAAAUUGAAUGAAGUCAAACAGUCCGUUGUAGAUGCAGUCAAAGGCCUUGACGAGGCUGUCACCGAGUACGACACCAAAGCUAGGCAGCAAGUCAAGGAUGCGGCCAAGGGGGCGAUUGACAAAGCGGCUAACGUGAUUAGUACUCAGAGUGAUGAAAGUAAAAUUGACUUGCAGAAAACGAUGCCGAAUUUCAGUCGCGAGCACAAUGAAAUACAAACUCAGCUUCCAAAUAACCUCCGAGCAUUACUUGAUCUGCACAUUGGGAGCGAUGACACAAGUGACGGUAAAAAAGACCAAGUAAAGCUGUCGAGAGAUUUCAAAAAAUAUGAUGAUCAUGUAAGCAUUGGCUCUCUAACGGACUACGUGUAUGGACGACUCUCGCUAGCUAUUGAGCAGGUUAGAGACGAGGGGCUGACUGAGAUUGAUGAGCUUAUUGGUAAGAGAAGUGGCGUCGGCCCAGCAAUCACAGAGGAUGCAUUCACCGGUGCGUUCGGCAAAAUUGAGAAAGAGCUUAACUACAUCACGAAAUUGGUCUCUGACAAUGGAAGAGGUUUCCUGGGUGAAGUCAAGACGCUGUUGGGUGCUCUAAACAAAGCGCUCGGUGAUGGAAAGUUGGAUGAGGCUGACAAAGGCUUGGAUCACAUUAAGAAGGAAAUCGAACUUCUGCAAACAGGGAAGUUUGACCCCAAUUCCAAGAAAAUUUAUGAAGCCGUAGAAGUAAUUAGGAAGGAGAUUGAAGUGCUUAAGAAGAAGUUGAAGAGUUCAGAUAACAAUGAUGUCAUCAUCAGAUUGGAAUAUUUAAAAAAUGAUGGGCUUGGCGUCGAAAAAUGGAACGGCAACGGUGGUAGUCCAGUAGAUGGUCUCAAGAAAAUCGAGGGUGAGCUUAGAAAACAAAAUGGAGAAUUAGGUACACAACCUGAUAUAAUUCGCAGCGCUAUAAACAAAAUUCAGAGUGAACUUAAGAAGAUAGGAUACAGGUUGAAUGAUGAACUAGCAUAUGACGACGUAGUGGACAGGUUGCUGCGGUUGGAAAUGCAUAUCGGGAAGGAUGACCCUAGAAAUGGCAACCUUCAGCAAAUUGACGACGAUAUUAGUAAGCUGCGAGUAAACCAAUUUGGUAAGAACACCGAUAAAAUUGAUCAGUCCUGCAAAGCAAUAAAAACAGAACUCAGAAUGCUUCACUACCUUUUGCAAAAUGGCAAAGAUAAUGACGUCAUCGAAACGUUGAAAGAUUUAAUGGGCGCCGGAUUCGGGCCUGGUGAGUGGCAAAAAUAUGACAACGAAAAGGGUCAUGAGGCAAUUGAAAAGGAACUACAAAGUCAACUGAAAUCGUUGACCGGCCCACCCAAACAAAUCGAUGCAGGCAUCCACCUCAUUACCACUGUGCUUGAAGAGCUUAGAAAAAAGUUAAAAAGCGAGUCUGGAAGUCCUAAUAAUAGUGUGAUAAGAACACUAGAAGAUUUGCAAAAGAAUGGGCUUGGUGGUGAGACAAUGUCUUGGAAUGGUAAAGAUGGUCUCGGCAAAAUUAAGCAGGACCUUCAAGAAAAAAAUUGGCAGCUGGCGGCGGCAAGCAAAACCAUUGAGGACGCAACCACGAAUGUACUGGAGCAAACGAAUACUGUGCUUAAAAGUGCCAAACAGAGGUUGAGUCAUGAUCUCGUACCGUACGACAACAUAGUGGCAAAUAUGCAGCAACUGCAGAAGAUGAUUGGGAAGGGAGAUGAUAAGGACGGUAAUCUUCAAGCAAUUCAAAAAGUGAUUAAUGAACUGCAAGAACAACAAUUCCAUCGGAAAUCCAACACAAUUGCGCAAGCAAAGAAUAUGAUCGACGCAGAACUUAAAAGGCUUAAAAGUGAAUUGCACAACGAUGUUACCAAGCCGUUGAAUAGAUUGAUGAAGGAUGGGUUUGGCAUCGGUGAAAAGUGGAAUGGCCAGCAUGCCAAGGGCUUCGACACUAUCAAUCAUCAUCUCCAACGUCAACAAGAAACGUUGUCACAACAACCCAAAAACAUACAGGGCGGUGUCGAACUGAUUGCCAAUGAGCUUCAGAGUGUUCGAGGUAAUCUCCAAGGUAAGGACAGCGACGAUCCCAAAAACAGAGGCGUGAUCCGUAAUUUACAAUUCAUGACAAAGCAAAUCGGCAAUAAUGACGAUGAAGGCCUUAAGAAAAUAAAAAGUGACAUGCAGUCCCUCAAGAACGACCAGGGCAAAGGGAUCACUGACAAUUUAGAUCAGCUCUCCAGAGAUAUUCAACACGCUGCUGCAUACGCCGAUUGGCACGUAACUCAGCUGGACAAUCCACAUAUCGACGGCAAACUCAAAGGCAUACAAGAUGGUCUCACCAACCUCCAACUCACCGACCUGGCCGAAGCCAUCACCAUGUGCGACAAUUUCCUUUGGGACGCCGACGAGAUAGAGAAAAACACCAUCGCCGCCCUUUGGAAGCACGCCGACGAUGAGGUGGGCGAUGCCAUCAAGGACCUCACCAAGGAGGCCCGUGGGCUGUACGUGGACUCGGUGAGGGAAGCGUUGGAAUUGUUUGCCAAGAAAGUCAACGAGGAUUUAAACCUGCUGCCACAUGAGAUAAACAGGGAUAGGUACGUGGGCUAUAAAGGGUUCAUGAAUGCGGUGGAAGGUGAGAACGGCGUUAAUAUCAAUAAGCUCAAGUGCGUGAAAAGCAGAGAACUGAAACUACUAUCUUUCGUCUUCGGCGAUUUCUUCGGUGAAGUCAACGAGUACGUCGAAGGGGAGCUCACCAGGCUGCACGAUGAGCAGAACAAAGAGAAGAAUCCCUCUUUGCCAGCAACCGAAGAGACAUACACGCCUAAGCUUAAUGAUGUAUAUGAAGCGCUCACCGAGUUACUCGCCUACCUAAGGGACUAUGAUAGCGAUGCCUACAAACUCACCGAGCUGCUUGAGAGGCUGACCAGGGCGCUGGGUAAUUUGGCACCCUCCGACUUCAAGCACCCGUCCACUCCGCUGCUGGACACCGUCGCUCGCGGCCUUUCCAAAUUUGCCGGUGAGUUCGGCAACACGUAUAUCUCCGCCUACUCCGGUCAGCGGUUCAGGGAGGAGCACUCCUACAAGUACGCCAAAGUUUUACUGAGCAUGGUACCUAUGAUGUACAAAGGGCUUACCAAGUUGGCGACGAAGUGUGCUGGUGACUGGAAACAUCUUCAUAUUACUGAGUGCACCUCUGACGACAAGGACAACGCACUUGGCAACUACCUCACCAGGUGCGGCUACAGGGUGUCCACUUCCGGGAGGGAACAGGACGGCGAGUUGAACCACAUGUUUACUGGCGCUGGAAUUCACGAGCUACUUGUCACGCCAAUUGAGGAUGUGAGCAUCGAGAUGAUGAUUGGUGGUGAGCCAAUCAAAAAUGGAAUGAACUUUGUUACCAUCAUAUCGCUGCUCUACAACACCCUAUGCCACUACUUCCAGGUCUGCCACAUCCCUGUUCCCCCUGAAUCACGAUACGCCUGCACAGUCAAGGACAUGCUGUCGUGGCUCUCCGGGCUGCAGUAUACACGUGUUGCAGACAAGCUGUCUGACCACUGCAAGGCGUUGCUCAACCGCCGGUGCCACGAUGGCGACACCCCCCCACAGGGACGAUCCCAUCAUGGCCAUCUAACAUAUACCAUUGCAACAACAUGUUCACACUCCACCGCCCUGAUCACCGCCAUCCAGGGCAACGGCCAGGGCUUUGACCUCGCAGCCUACCCAUAUUCGGUUAACUUCUCCAACAACCGCGCCAGGCUCCAUUACCCCGAUGACCCAGACGCACUGCUUGAGAUGCUUCGUGAUAUAGUAUGCCGUCUUUGUAGAGAGCUCUACUUCCUGUACUCCCAGUGCUGCUGCAGCACCGCCCGGGUCAAGGGGUGGCGAGAGUGCAGAUACGGCAGGCAGGUGCAGUCACACAACUGGCAGUGUUAUACAUUUGACACGCAAUACGCUACCAGUGCUACAACAACUACUGCUGCAACUACUACAACUACCACUUCCUCCACCACCAUUCACGGCUGCCCUCCCACCUCGCCGCUCCAGUCGUUCCUCUCCGACAGCUGCCACGGACUCUUGCCGCAUACCCUCACCGCUGCUGACGGGACCAUCGAGUGUGCCAACUGCGCUGCCAACCAACCUGGCCAGCAGUGCCUCACUCUACUCGGCUUCUGGGAUAUAGGCUUUGCCGCGUCCAUACGUGGCACCGGCUGGGAUCUUGCUAAGCGCAUCGGCGAUAUGUGCCGUGAUGCCGAUUCAUGCCUGUUCGUGCUCUGUCGGACUCUGUUCUUGCUUUGCCCCGCCGCACCCUCAUCACUCGCCGACGUGUUUGCAUUGUAUGCUCAGGUGUUACGGCAGUGGGACUCUCAUGACCAUGUUAAGCACCGUGGCGGCACGUACACCGAUGCCUCCGAUUUCAUAUCGCACCUCAACACUGACGGCAUCGACAGCCUCUUCCCACUGUGGACGCAGCUCCACGGCAGCUAUGAAAAUCACAAACUCACCAGUGUCAUUGCAUCUCUCGCCGGCCAUAACCAUGAAAGCCACGAUGCGCUGUCUAGCCUUUUCAACAACUCCACUUGCAAGUCACCCAGUGGCUGCGCUCCUUACCUCCAACCCCUAGGACUCCACGCCCACCACACCUACCCGCAGAAGCACGCUGGGCUAUACAUCACGUGGAUAGUGUACCUGGCGUGGCAGUUAUGGGAUUUGCUAUGCGAACUACUGCAGGCGCUGGACAACAUCGACUGCACGGCCUCCGGGUGCGCCACAUGCCCCUGCCAACCCGGCAUACACGGUGGGAAGGACACCUGCCACUGCCCUUCCAUCGUCCAGUGCGCCGGAACCCUGCCCACCCUCUACCGCUACGGAUUCACGUAUCGCAACGCAGAUCUCCUGGUCACUGACAACUAUGCCAUGUGCUGCGGAGACCUCAACGCACAACUCGAACAGGCACUGCACUCCGGCCACUUCACCGAAUUGUUUCAUCAAAUUGACCAACUCAUCUGGCACAUCCGGAUGCCGUUCUUCUACUUCUUCAUCGCACUGUGGUCUCUCGUGGCGCUGUACAUACUCCACACUUUCCUCUACCGCAUGGACAUCUUACGCAUCAGGUCACAUCUCCUGACCACCAAGGCCUCUCACCUCAUCGACGUCAAGGCGCUACUCGUCCUUAGCAGAAAAAUGCUCACUUUACCACGCCAGUUACUUCAUUGA
This is a messenger RNA of Babesia bigemina, 6615 nucleotides long. The record is from the annotation of a RefSeq genome assembly. NCBI's taxonomy places the organism in Eukaryota, Apicomplexa, Aconoidasida, Piroplasmida, Babesiidae.